GAAAAAAGUAAAAUGGCGGACAAGUAGUGCACUCUCAGCUCCUACACUAAUGGGUCAGAAUGGAGCUUUCUUCAGCUGGCAUGAAGUACAACUAAAUUGUCAGAAAAACUGCUUAUGAAAGGUCUGCUUCGAUGUACGAUUGUGAUGUAAUGCAAUAAUAGACUUCAAUUUAUGCACAGUAGCUAGAACUACAAGCUUCCAAGCAAUGUGAAUCCAGAAAAGAAGAAAAAGAAAGAAAACUGACUCAAUGACUAGCAAGAAACUACAAAACUCAAGAUUUACCAAUAUUUCUUGUUGUUUACCAGAAGAGGUUGUAUCCUACAUCUUCAGAUUUCUCUCUCCAGUUGAUAUCCAGUCAGCAUCGUUAGUCUGCCAGUCAUGGGCAAAAGCUUCUGAAGACCCGUUGCUAUGGAAACAUACAGCUGUUAUAUUAUUCACAAAAAAUGAAAAUUUCUCCGAAGAUUUAUUGGAUAGUCUGAAGCGGCGAUGUAUUCAGCAUGUAUCUUUUCGGCACACGACAACAUCUUUGCAAGUUGUCCAAGUAUGUAAAAGGUUGUCAAGUAAUCUUAAGGGUUUGUCGCUAGAGGGCUGUCGUUGUGUUAGCGAAUCUUUGUUAGGGAUCAUACUGAAGAGUUGUAAAAAUUUAAAGCAAGUUAACUUAAGUAGGUGCCGACAACUUGAUGUCUCUAAGCAAUCCAAGUGGCUUGUCGCAAACUCUCUUAAAUAUAUAACCGUUCUGGAUCUCAGUUGUACAAAGGGCCUAUGUGACUGGACGAUUGGACAAAUACCUACGACUUUUCCUGGGUUGGAGAAGCUUGGUAUAUCAGGCUGUAAAGAGGUGUCCUUAAAGACAUGGAUGAUAUUAGGAAAAUCUUUGACUUGCUUGAAAAACCUCGACAUCAGUCGUUCAGAUAUAUCUGAUGAAACUUUGCUUAAAUUUGCCGAGCUACCAUCUUUGCAUUUAACCUCGAUUAAUUUAUCCGCUUGCAAACAAUUAACAGAUAACGGCAUUGUAUCAUUAGCAAAACACCAGAAAGAGCUGCAAUACCUGAAACUAACAUGUUUAGACAUAACGGACACUAGUGUCAUCGCAGUUGGGAAAUAUUUGAGUGAGUUGAAGUUUUUGGACUUGAACAGUUGUCGGCAGAUUACUGUUGCAGCGUUACCUCACUUGGAGCAGCUAACGAAGGGAUUAGUCUCACUUAAUUUGUACUCAUGUUAUCAACUGACAAACAAAAGACUGGAGAAGUUUUUCUUGAGCUCAAAGGACAACACAAGUAACACUAGUCCUCCAUUGACAAGCCUGACAUUAAAUGGUUGUAGCUUAACCACAGAUAGUGUGAUUAUUGCCUGCAGUAAAGUAUUUGGCAACCUACAAGAACUUGAUAUAAGCUCUUCUUUACAUGUUACCAAUGUUGGGAUACAAGCCAUUGCUUCCUCUUUAAUGGACUUACGAGUUUUAAAAUUAAGCUGGUGUGAUAAUGUAACUGAUCAUGGACUGCUAGGAACUGGUUGCCAAGGUAACAAUAAAUGUGUUGACGGCAACUUGAAUGGAACAGUUGGACAAGAGAAAGCGUUGGAACAGGAGGGCGUGUCUUCCAGUGGUCUCGGCCUACUCACUAAGCUGUGUUCCUUGGAUAUCAGUCACUGUACUAGAAUCACAGAUAAUGGACUGACUAGUAUCUAUCAACUCAAGAAUCUUAGGACAUUGAACAUAAAUAUGUGUAUUGAGAUUACUGACGUCUCCCUCCAAGGCAUCGCAAAGCACAUGUGUAGCCUUGAGUGCCUGUCGCUUAAUGGCUGCAACCUGGUAACCGAUGUCGGCAUGGUUGCUGUAGCUCAGAACCUACCACACCUAUCAUCUCUAGACAUAUCAAAAUGUGACCUUAUCACUGAUCUGAGUAUUCUGACCCUCGCGAAACGCAGUAAGAAUCUGACGCAUCUGGAUCUUAGUAUGUGUGCACAAGUCACAAGUCAUUCUAUUGAUGAGCUGGAAGCCAAUCUACCAAGACUAGUGUCUCUACAGUUGAGAUAUUCAGAAUUCCAACACAAGUCCCAGAAUGACAAGCAAUAUUAGAACAGCCAGUGCAGUCAACGUGGCCAUGGUUUCAAAAGAGUAAGUUAGCUGAGCGUUGAAUAGUGUGAGGGCGAUGCAUCCGAUAAUCAUCCAGAUUACAGCAAACAGUCGACCUCUGAAGGAUUUGGGAGCGAUGUCUCCGUAUCUAAGGAAAGUGAGGAUCGAUUCAUAUUAGAAGAAAACGACAACAGCUGCUUCAUACAAAUAAAAAAGGUAAAAAGAUUAAGCUAUUAAUAGGUUUAACGCUAACUGCUAAGCACUAAUGCUAGGAAUAAGGCCCAGAAACAUGCCGGCAAACACGGAGGAACAAUAGGCAUCAAUGAAAUUCAAAAUGGCGGCUCUUCCAGCAACAACUUCGUUGUGACGCCUUGCUAAAUGUCGAAAGUGUGACGAAAAACGCCUGACGUCAAACUGCAGUUUGAGUUUUGCGAUGACGUCGUGCUAAAGGUCUCUAAUUUUUUACUUCGAUAAUGCAAGGAAUGGUUAGUUAAUUUUCAUGAGCCAAAGGCUCAUGUAUAAAGCACCUGAAGGUGCGCCCUUUAACCACUUAGACUAUCAGCGAUCAUUAUUAUGGGUAUUUAGAGCUAAAGCUACAUAGAACACAGAGAAGUGGAAACAGACGUGGAGAUCGAGGAUUCAACCAUGGACCUCUAGUUCUGAAGGACGCGAAACCAGCUUACUGAGCCAAGCAUGUCCUAAUAACGAGCUCUAGGCCAUGAUUACCCACGUAAAGAGCGAGAAAAAAAAGUAGCUCUUACCCUACUGUUGUCAUAGUAACGAAUGCCCACCAUAGCCCAACACACGAACCACGGUGAAAUUCUUGUGGGAGUUCAUGUUUGUUGUGUUUGUGAUCCUGCAAAAAUAGAACAAUAAUUUUAAUACAUAAAAUAUAGAUCAAUGAAUGCGAACUUAUGUUGCUCCAUGAUAGGUAUGUCGUUGAAGCGCUAAACUGUAUACUUCUCUGCUAGCAGAGUCUAUUUUCCUUUUGUUUUGGUGGAGUGUGAGAAAAAUAAAGUCUGCCGAUGUAGGACGUUAUACUUGUCGCGCCUGCGUGGCGUAACGUAGCAACGCUGUCAUCGUUUUGACAGCGGCUCUAAAAAUAAUCAGUAACACGCUAUACCAGAUACUACAUCAAUGGACUACUUCGAUGAUACGGCAGCAAUCUUGCCAGGGGGAAAAACAAAACAAAGAUAGUGGGAAGUAUAUAGAGUUUCGUUUGUUUUUCUUAGUUCAUUUUUUGUGUGUAAAGGUGAUCGAUGUGCCGUCUUAAUUCAUUUUUUGUUGUAUUCUCUCAUGGCGAGCUGUUAAUUAUAUCAAUCGACGUCAUUACUGUAGCAAAGCUAUAACUAACUUCGUUACUAUUAAGAGGGGGUGUUGCCCCCCUGAGGGAAAAUUAUCGCUGUAACUAACAAGGGUGUACUUUUGGUUGGUAGUUUGAAAGAAACCCGGCCUCAACAAACGUAAAUAGAGUAGGAUGAAUGAGAAAAGAACAUCUGUUGAUGCGGUGUGCUUUAUACACGAAUCUUAUUAAUUUUCCCCCUGACAGCGGUGACAUUUUAACGUCUUGUAAUGGGGUUGUUAUUGUUCAAGAGAAGCUGAGCUGCACGUGGUGUGUGCCAAGCGUGGUGAACGGAUGCUCGUGAGAACUGAUGCGAGGAGAGGAGAAACAACGAAACGAAAACGAUCGAUAGGGAAAGGGAAGAAUAGACAAAGAAAGGAUAGAAAAGGAAGAAAGAAAGCAAGAAAGAAAGCAAGAAAGAAAGCAAGAAAGAAAGCAAGAAAGAAAGAAAGCUGUUCCAAAAAAAUUCAAAUAUUUAUUCCAUGUAUUUCUCACAAGAGAGCUAAUGGUUCGCGAAAAAUUAGCAGCAACUUAAUGCCACCGCCCGGUUUUCUUUUUCUAAGGUAGCUUUUUGUGUAAACUUUUUUACAUCACAUGUGACACUUAUUGAUGUUGAAUGAAUCGACAAAAAACCUCACGUGGUCGCCGCCAUCUUUGUUUGUUAUGUUUAUAUAUUGACCAACUUUGCGACCAUGCCAGGAUUGCAGCACAAAUAACUUUUUUAUAUUGAUAUUGUUGAACUAGAUAAUUGUUAGAUCACAUGUACCAAAAGAACAGGACCUGUUAGCUUAUAAAACCGACAAUAUAACAACAACGCAGUAACGCAAUAGCUUCGUUCUAUUGUUUAGCACUCGAAAAGAUGGCGGCUAUUUUGGUUGAUCCGAGAUACGCCUACUUGCAAGAACGUUGUCUGUCAUACGAUAUUAGAACAUUAAUAAUUUUAUUAGUGAGAAAGGAAUACAUUAAAAGACAAAAGAAAAAGUUCAGCUUCAGUGAUCUUCUUUUGUUUUUUUAAUAUAAUUCCUAUACCACUAAAUCACUGAUGUUCUAUUUUCGUAUGACAGCGUUCUUGCAAGUAGGUGUAUAACGUAACAAAAAGAGAUAAUGUCUUUGUGAAAAUCAACCAAGAUGGCGGACAUAUAUAUAAAAACUAAAAUUCAAGAAAGCUUUUUAUUUCAAAUGACUUAUGCCAACACCUACAUUCUUAGACACCAGAGAACAUAAAUCUAAGGCAAAUAUCGACGAAUGCUUUGGUGAUAAAAGCUUGAAAGAUUUUCCUUCCCAUUAUUUGAAACAUUGCUAAAACAAAUCUUCAAAUUUUGUAGAAAUAAUUUAUGGAAAAUUAAGAGUUCAAUUUUUGCCUUAAUCUAUAUUUUUUGUAUAAGUUUAAAAAGCUUAAAAUAGUUCAGUGUUUAGUGUUUACUGCGAUUCCCAGUCACACGCAACCUACCUGAGACCUAAGUCAUAAACGAAAAAUUGAGUUUGGGUGGACGUCAAUCAAAAGGGUUUUUUAAAAAUUCCCACUUCGAAUUUUAAACGCUUAACUGCAAAGCUAUCGGUAUUGACUUAUCUGAUCUUGAAGUAACUCAAACAGUCAUAAUCAUUGCGACAGUUUUGCAGUCAAGCGUUUGAGAUUCGGAGCCGGAUCGAAUCCUGUGACAUUUUUGAGAAAAUAUGUCCAGAGCGAGAAACUCGCAGCGAAAAGCAGCAUGAGAUAUAAGGACAAAGGUUUUUUGUACUUGUUCACGUGAGUAUUCACGCCAGUCCAAUAGAAACGAUGAAACCCUUUGGUUGACCUCCGCCCAAACUCAAUUUUUCGUUUGUGAUGAAGGUCUAGUUGAUCGCAGUAAUAAUGGUUUCACACUGAGAAAAAAAAAAAUGGUUGUAAUAUCGCUGAAAUAUUUGUUAAAUAUUAUACAGUUUAUAUAUCAAUUUUUAAGAGAGUUCAUGAAAAGAAAAGCAUAGUGCUAAUGGAAUUAAAAACUUGAGCACAUUAGUAAACUGA
Messenger RNA from Actinia tenebrosa (Australian red waratah sea anemone), 5421 nucleotides. Its product is annotated as F-box and leucine-rich repeat protein 13. Gene Ontology annotation, biological process: SCF-dependent proteasomal ubiquitin-dependent protein catabolic process. Lineage: Eukaryota; Metazoa; Cnidaria; Anthozoa; Actiniaria; Actiniidae. Gene Ontology annotation, molecular function: protein binding. Gene Ontology annotation, cellular component: SCF ubiquitin ligase complex. The record is from RefSeq and is a predicted model, not a curated record.